Macroventuria anomochaeta is the source of this 1530-nucleotide messenger RNA. Its product is annotated as ran GTPase activating protein 1. The transcript is spliced from 2 exons. The record is from RefSeq and is a predicted model, not a curated record. Gene Ontology annotation, molecular function: small GTPase binding; GTPase activator activity. Gene Ontology annotation, biological process: activation of GTPase activity; nucleocytoplasmic transport. Gene Ontology annotation, cellular component: cytosol; nucleus; perinuclear region of cytoplasm. NCBI's taxonomy places the organism in Eukaryota, Fungi, Ascomycota, Dothideomycetes, Pleosporales, Didymellaceae. Bases 134 to 1417 code for a protein of 427 amino acids.
UGCAAAUACCCCACCAAGCCGCACCAAAACAUUCUCCCCAAACAAUCAACUCGCGCCACACCUGUCCUGUUUGUUCUUAUUAUUGCAGAAGACUUUUCUUGAUCUCUAUUACUUUUCUUUUGUAGCAAACAUCAUGUCGACGGACAAGCUUUUCUCCCUCGAGGGCAAGGGCCUCAAGCUCACCACUGCGGAGGACAUUGAGCCGCAUAUCAAGGCCCUAAAGGAGAACAACGAUGUCGAAGAAGUCAGGUUUCUGGGCAACACACUAGGCAUCGAAGCUUGUGAGGCCUUGGCAAAGGUUCUGGAGACCAAGAAGAACCUGAAGGUCGCAAACUUCGCCGACAUCUUCACGGGCCGUCUCCUCUCUGAGAUCCCAGCUGCGCUACAGCACCUCGUAAAUGCUUUCCUCACAUUACCAAACCUUCAAACCGUCGACCUUUGCGACAACGCCUUCGGUCUCAACACCGUUGCCCCUCUCGUCGACUUCCUCUCCGCACACACUCCCCUCCGUUUCCUCUACCUGAACAACAAUGGCAUGGGCCCAGCUGCUGGCGUGCUUCUCGCCGAUGCCCUCACAGCCCUCGCAGGCAAGAAAGAAGCCGCGCGCAAAGAAGGCAAAGACGUCCCCGACCUCGAGCUCGUGAUCUGCGGCCGCAACCGCCUCGAGAACGGCAGCAUGCAAGCCUGGGCCAAAGCCUACGCCGCGAACAAGGGCGUCAAGACAAUCAAAAUGACGCAAAACGGCAUCCGCCAAGAAGGCAUCACCCACCUCCUCACACACGGCAUCGCGCACCUCUCCAAGCUCGAAACCCUCGACCUGCAAGACAACACAUUCACAGCUAUGGGCGGUAAGGCGCUCAGCAACGUCGUUGGCAACUGGCCCGCCCUGCGCGAACUCGGCGUCGGCGACUGUUUGCUCUCCGGCCGCGGCGGUAUUGCACUCGCGAAUGCCCUGCAGAAGGGCAACAACAAGAACAUUGAGGUUCUGCGCCUGCAAUUCAACGAGAUCAACGCAAAGGGGCUCGCGGGCCUGGCUACCGCCGCACCGAAACUUCCUGCUCUGCGCCGCGUGGAAAUCAACGGGAAUAAGUUCGAUGAGGAGGAUCCGAGCAUCGAGAAGUUGCGCGAAAUUCUCGAUGCGAGGAAAGAGGAGAGUGGUGAGAGGGAAGACGAUGAGGAGUACUGGGGCCUUGAUGAGCUGGAUGAGUUGGAGAGCGAUGAUGAGGAUGAAGAGGAGGACAGCGAUGAUGAAGCGAAGAAGGGCAGUGAUGAUGAGGAGGAGGGUGUUGAGGUCGAGGAGCGCGCAGCGAGGCAGUUGGUUGAGGAGCAGAGGGCGGAAGACUCGACUGUGGCGCAGGACAAGGACAAGAAGGUCGAUGAUUUGGCUGAUGUGCUGGCGAAGACUGAGAUUAAGUAGGUGAGAAGGACGCUGCCCGUUGCCUGGAGCAUGGCUUGACGCGCAUGGAGGUUACUGCGGGUAGAUCAGAUGCAUAACGAGGCGAUACCAUAGAAUUCAUGAUUUUCAUUUUU